This is a messenger RNA of Capsicum annuum, 4882 nucleotides long. Its product is annotated as clustered mitochondria protein. Gene Ontology annotation, biological process: organelle organization. Bases 161 to 4456 code for a protein of 1431 amino acids. The record is from RefSeq and is a predicted model, not a curated record. The transcript is spliced from 30 exons. Gene Ontology annotation, cellular component: cytoplasm. NCBI's taxonomy places the organism in Eukaryota, Viridiplantae, Streptophyta, Magnoliopsida, Solanales, Solanaceae. Gene Ontology annotation, molecular function: protein binding.
AUACAAGAGUGGGUAGUAAUUGGGCUGAAUAGAAGAACCACUACCUGGCAGCUGUACCCUAAACGUUCUUCUUUCUUCUAUACGCGCAACUCAAUUUGUAUGUUCCUAUUUUUCAUUUGCUUGUUAUUUAUCCCUAAUUCAGCCAAAUACGGGGAUAAAAAUGGCUGGGAAAUCGAACAAAGGGAAGAAUCGGAAGGCAGUUCAAAAUUCUACCAGUUCUUCAGAGCAAGCAGCCCCAGCAGCUCCAUCUGAUGCUCAUGUGAAUGAUACUGCAGCGCACGCGGAAGAUAAUGGAACCAGGGAUGUGACUGCACAAACCGAUGCCAAGACGGAGGCAAAGGAGUCUGGAAAUGAGGCUUCCACACACGAGGCAAAGCAAGUGGGUCUGGGAGACCAAGAUUCAAAUUCCAGUAGAGAUAAUAAAAAGCUAGGUGACAUCCAUCUUUAUCCUGUUUCCGUCAAAACCCAAGGAGGGGAUAAGCUAGAACUACAAUUGAGUCCGGGGGAUUCUGUUAUGGAUGUGCGGCAGUUUCUUCUUGAUGCUCCAGAGACGUGCUUUGUUACAUGCUAUGAUCUAUCGCUGCAUAUAAAGGAUGGCUCUGUUCAUCAUCUGGAAGAUUAUAAUGAAAUCUCUGAAGUUGCUGAUAUCACCACAGGAGAUUGCUUCCUGGAGAUGUUACCAGCAUUGUAUGAUGAUCGAUCCAUAAGGGCUCAUGUUCACCGCACUCGAGAAUUGCUCUCUCUUUCCACAUUGCACUCCUCGCUAUCAACGUCACUUGCACUGCAGCAUGAAAUAGGAAGUAAUGUUGCUAAAUCCGGAGAGCCUGUGAAGGCGGAUGUACCAGAGCUUGAAAACUUGGGUUUUGUGGAGGAUGUUUCUGGUUCAGUCUCUAGUUUGUUGUCAGCACCUUCAAAGGAAAUUAAAUGUGCUGAGAGCAUUGUGUUCUCUUCGUUUAAUCCUCCUCCUAGCUAUAGAAGGCUCUCUGGGGACUUGAUUUAUUUGGAUUUAGUUACACUGGAAGGAAAUAAGUACUGUAUUACUGGAACAACCAAAACUUUUUAUGUCAAUUCCAGCACGACGACUGUUCUUGAUCCGAGGCCAAGCAAAACUGGUUCAGAAGCAACCACUCUUAUUGGGCUCUUGCAAAAGAUCAGCUCCAGAUUUAAGAAAGCUUUUCGUGAGAUAUUGGAGCGGAAGGCUGCUGCACAUCCUUUUGAAAAUGUUCAAUCUAUGCUGCCACCAAAUUCUUGGCUUGGGUCAUAUCCUAUCCCUGAUCACAAACGUGAUGCGGCACGGGCAGAGAAUGCACUUACACUUUCUUUUGGAAGUGAGCUGAUUGGCAUGCAAAGGGAUUGGAAUGAAGAGUUGCAAUCUUGUCGGGAAUUCCCCCAUACAAACCCCCAGGAAAGGAUACUGCGAGAUAGGGCCUUGUACAAAGUCAGUUCGGACUUUGUAGAUGCUGCAAUUAGUGGUGCUGUUGGAGUUAUCAACAGGUGUAUCCCCCCGAUUAAUCCAACUGAUCCAGAAUGCUUUCAUAUGUACGUUCACAAUAAUAUAUUCUUCAGCUUUGCUGUUGAUGCGGAUCUUGAGCAACUGUCUAGGAAACAGGUGGCUGAUUCUAAAGUUGAGGGCACAGGCUUAUUACGUAAUUUGUCAGAGAAGACCACCAAUAAUUUAUCACAGGGUGUCUCCAAAGUUUCUAAUGGAGAUGAGCACGGCGGCUUAGUUGUAGAAGCUGCAAACAUCAACUCGGAUUGUCUUCCUGGAGUGUCUGGUGAAACUCAGUUGGCUGAAAGUGAGCAAGCCACUUAUGCAAGUGCAAAUAAUGACUUGAAAGGCACAAAAGCAUAUCAGGAAGCUGAUGUCCCUGGACUAUACAACCUUGCUAUGGCGAUAAUUGAUUAUAGAGGACAUAGAGUGGUGGCCCAGAGUGUUUUACCUGGUAUCCUUCAAGGUGACAAAUCAGAUUCCCUCUUAUACGGUUCUGUUGAUAAUGGCAAGAAAAUCUGCUGGAGCGACGAGUUUCAUUCCAAGGUGCUAGAAGCUGCAAAACGUCUGCACUUGAAGGAACAUACUGUCCUUGACGGAUCUGGAAAUGAAUUUAAAUUAGCUGCACCGGUGGAAUGCAAGGGCAUUGUUGGUAGUGAUGACAGGCAUUAUCUGUUGGACUUGAUGAGAGUCACUCCUCGUGAUGCAAAUUAUACUGGUCCAGGUUCCAGAUUUUGUAUUUUGCGACCUGAGUUGAUCACUGCAUUUUGCCAAGCUGAAGUUGCUGAGAGGUCAAAAUCCAAGUGCGAGUCAGAAGGGGAGGUACCAGUGGCCUCUGAUUGUACAACUGUAAAUAACACUGAAGAAUUACCAACAAACGAUGUUGUUGCCCCGACCGAAGUCAAAAGCAAUGAGGGUGAGAAAAGUGUGAAGGAUGCUGGCAACAACUGCUGUUUUCACUCAGGAAGAAAAGAUACCGAUGACAUACUUUUCAAUCCUAACGUCUUUACAGAUUUCAAGUUGGCUGGGAGUGAAGAGGAGAUAGCUGCUGACCAAGAACUUGUGAAGAAAGUGAGUUUGUAUCUGAAAGACGCUGUACUCCCGAAGUUUAUUCAAGAUCUCUGCACACUUGAAGUUUCACCCAUGGAUGGACAAACUUUAACUGAGGCACUCCAUGCACAUGGAAUUAAUUUGCGUUAUCUAGGAAUAGUGGCUGAGGGGACCAGGAACUUGCCUCAUUUAUGGGAUCUUUGUUCCAACGAGAUUGUUGUCAGAUGUGCAAAGCACAUCCUCAAGGAUUUGCUGAGGGAUGCUGAGGACCAUGAUCUUGCAAACACAAUCUCACAUUUUUACAACUGUUUGUUUGGAAAUAUUCAAACAGUAUCUAAUAAAGGUGGUGCCAACAGUUCUAAAAACCAAAAGAAGGACCACAUUGGCAACCAGCAAAAGUUAUCCAAGGGACAAGGAAAGCGAAAAAAUGUAGUAUCUGCCAAAAAGAAGCAGUCCUCCUAUCUGAGUAUCACCUCUGACAGUUUGUGGUCUGACAUCCAAGAAUUUACGAAUCUCAAGUAUCAGUUUGAGUUGCCCGAGGAUGCAAAAGUGUUGGUAAAGAAAAUUCCAGUUGUACGCAAUCUCUGUCGGAAGGUAGGUGUAACCGUUGCAGCUCGUAAAUAUGACCUUGUCUCUGCUGCACCUUUUCAAGCAUCAGAUAUUAUGAAUCUCCAACCAGUUGUGAAGCAUUCUAUUCCAGUUAGUUCAGAAGCUAAGGACCUCGUGGAAACAGGGAAGGCUCAAUUAGCUGAGGGUUUGCUUAGUGAGGCCUACACUUUAUUUUCUGAAGCAUUCACAAUACUUCAGCAGGUGACGGGUCCAAUGCACCGUGAAGUUGCCAAUUGUUGUCGUUACCUUGCUAUGGUUCUAUAUCAUGCUGGAGAUAUGGCUGGUGCUAUUAUGCAACAGCAUAAGGAACUUAUCAUAAAUGAAAGAUGCCUUGGACUGGACCACCCUGACACUGCGCACAGUUAUGGAAACAUGGCUCUUUUCUAUCAUGGUCUUAACCAAACAGAACUUGCAUUGAGGCACAUGUCGCGGGCCUUGCUUCUGCUUGGCUUGUCAUCGGGUCCUGAUCAUCCGGAUGUUGCUGCAACAUUUAUAAAUGUUGCGAUGAUGUACCAAGAUAUCGGAAAGAUGGAUACAGCACUUCGUUAUCUCCAAGAAGCAUUGAAAAAGAAUGAACGGUUGCUCGGGGAGGAACAUAUUCAGACUGCUGUUUGUUAUCAUGCUCUGGCAAUUGCGUUCAACUGUAUGGGUGCUUUCAAGCUCUCGCACCAGCAUGAAAAGAAAACUUACGACAUACUAGCCAAACAGCUUGGAGAGGAGGAUUCAAGGACACGUGAUUCUCAGAACUGGAUGAAAACAUUUAAGAUGCGUGAGCUGCAGAUGAAUGUGCAAAAGCAGAAAGGUCAAUCUUUGAAUGUGGCUUCUGCACAGAAGGCUUAUGAUAUUUUGAAGGCUCAUCCCAGCUUGUUACAUGCAUUUCAAGCUGCUGCUGGAGGUGGUGGUAUUGGUGGAAUGAACCAAUCAUUAAGUUCUGCGGUACUUGGUGAUGGGCUUCCUCGGGGAAGAGGAGUUGAUGAAAGAGCUGCACGAGCUGCUGCUGAAGUACGGAAAAAAGCUGCAGCAAGGGGUCUUCUUGUUCGCCCUAGUGGUGUUCCUGCAUCAAAUUUACCCCCUCUUACUCAGCUACUCAAUGUAAUAAACUCUGGCGCAAAACCGGAUGCUGCAAAUCCUAAUGGAACUAAUGAAGAAAAGAGAGAAGCAAACAGUUAUUCUUCUAAUGGACCUGGAGAUGCCCAAGCAGAUCAAUCCAAAGCAAGGGAACAAGAUCAAACUCCUGUUGGUUUAGGGACAGGUUUGGGGGCAUUGGAUGCCAAGAAACAAAAAUCAAAAGUGAAAGCUGCAUCUUGAAGCAAAUAUUGCUGGGUGUACUAACAAAGUGGCAAUGCCUUGUUCGAGCAUAUCAUGGAUUUUAGCUUGCGGGCCGCCUCAUGCUUCAGGUACUCAUUGUACGGGUGAGCGCUUACACUGGUACUCCAAUUCUUACAAUAAGUCUCUCGUGGAGAUUUGAGCAUUCGAGCUGUAGUUCCUCUCAUCUUGAUUAUUGCUGAGAUGACAUAACUUGUAGGCCUAGUUUGAGAAGAUAGGUUUAGUAUCUGUCGAUUUGGUGUUUUGAAUAAUGUUAUAUAGGGAUGUCCUCAUCUGUUUGGGUGUUGAUGUCAUCCUAAAAUUUUUGACUCUCUUUAUUCAUCCCCUUUCGCUUGUGAUGGUUAUGUAAUGAUCUAGUGGGUGAAGCUGCCCACCUAUUUCAGUUUGAAGGUGCUCUUUCUUGGCCAA